Messenger RNA from Amborella trichopoda, 2960 nucleotides. NCBI's taxonomy places the organism in Eukaryota, Viridiplantae, Streptophyta, Magnoliopsida, Amborellales, Amborellaceae. The record is from RefSeq and is a predicted model, not a curated record.
UCUUCUAGUGAAAUUUUUGAGGUAGGUUCAAAUUUGAUUGUUUAGAGCCUUGGCUCUAUAUAAACUUUUCCCAUAAUAAAAAGCAUUUAAUGCUAGCUCUAGAGUAUUUUGAAUUAUUAUAUAAUUAAAUGUUAAUUGAUGGAUAUUAUAACUAAAUUAUCUUUUCAUGUUUAUGGGUUUGUAAAAUACAAUAAAUGCAAACUUGAAGAUGAUGAUUAACAAUUGACAUGGAGAUGGGGAGUAAUUCAGAUGGUAAUGGGAUGGAGGUAAAUAAGAAGGUAGGAAGUCCUCUUGCUGAGGAGUAUGGAAUGGAGGAUACUAUCUUUGUGGAUGGUGAUGAUUUCUAUAAUCACCAUGAAUUAGAGAAUGUUAUUUACAUAGAUGGUGAUGAUAGAAGUGACUCUGAUGCAAGCCAAAAUACCAGUGAGACUCUCAUGGUGGAACCUCUAACCAUGGAAAUUAGUGCAGAGGACCCAUAAGAGGGUAUGCAAUUUGAGUCCCUUGAAGCUGCAUUAGAUUUCUUUUAUAAAUAUGUACAAAAAAUUGGUUUUAGCAGUCAAUGUUAUGCAGCUCGUCAAUCAAGGAAAGAUGGAUCACUCAUCACUCGUGAAUUUGUAUGUUCAAAACAAGGUGAGUGGCACAAGAACUCUGAGGCAAAGUAGUCUCAGCCUUAUAUAAGGAUAGGGUGCCAAGCCAUGCUAAGAAUCAAGAAAGAUGAACAUGGUAUAUAGUUCGGUCACAUCGCAAAAUUCCAAAGUACACAAGAGAGAUGAUUCAUAUGUAUAACUCAUGUGGGUUAAUUGCCCCAAAGAUCACAAAAGUGUUUAGUACACAGGCUGGAGAUCGAAGGAGUCUCCCUUUUGUAGAGCCAGAUUGUAAGAAUGAGAUAUAUAAAAAUCGAAAGAAAAAGUCAAAGUUGAUAGGAGGGGAUGCAGAGGGGUUGAUGGAGUUCUUUGCUAGUAAGUUUGUUGCGAACCCAUCUUUUGCAUACAAAAUGCAAGUUGAUGCAGAUGGGCACUUAACCAAUGUAUUAUGGGUUGAUGCGAAUUCCAAGAUUGAUUGAGAAUUCUUUGGAGACGUCAUUAUAUUUGACACUACAUACAAAACUAAUGUAUAUGAGAUUCCAUGUGCCCCAAUUUUGGGAGUAAAUCACCACACAAAGACUAUAUUCUUAGGAUGUGCUUUACUCCAUAGAGAGGAUGAGGAGUCUUUUACAUGGUUGUUCACAAAGUGGCUUGAACUGAUGAAUGGGCGCCAACCAAAGUCAGUCAUCACAUAUCAAGACAAGGGGCACUUGAAAUAAAAAAGGUGUUCCCAAAGUUCUGACAUCGGUUAUGUAGAUGGCAUAUAACUCAAAAGAUUGAGCUAAAAAUGGCACAAGUUGCACAUAAUCAUCCAUCAUUCCAUGGGGGACUUAUACAAAUGUAUUGACCAUUUUACCACCACCACAGAAUUUGAAGAUGAAUGGCCAAGAAUGUUAGAAAGAUAUGAUUUAAUGAAUAAUGAAUGCUUAAAGUCUUUAUAUGAAAUUCGGCAUCAAUGGGUAGAUGUAUAUUUGCAAGAUUGCUUCUUUGCAAGCAAUAGGACUAGUGGAAGAAGUGAAGCCAUGAAUAAGGAUAUCAAGGCAUAUGUGAAUUCCCAUACUAAUUUGACUACAUUCGUUGGACAAUUACAAGAAUUAAUUGAAAAAAGUUUGAUGAAGAAAAUACUGCAGACUUCAAAUCUCACAAUGAGACACCAAUUAUGAUGACUUCCACUCGUAUGGAGCAAAAGGCUCAAAUUUACACCCCGUCUGUCUUUCAAAACUUCUUUCAGCCAGAGUUAAUGACGGUCGCUAAUCUUAUUUUUGAUGUGCAAGUGGCUGAUGGGGUUGUAUGCACUUUACGUUUGAAAGGAUAUGGGACAUGUCGCCCAUCCUACAUAGUGGAAUUCACCACAAUUGAGGAGAAAGCAACAUGUAGCUGCCAUCUAUAUGAGCACAUAGCCAGAUGCUUAUGGUAUUUGUUUUUAAAAAUAUACUUGAGUUACCCGAACACCAUAUAAUGAAGUGAUGGACUAAAGAUGAGACAAAAGGGGUUGCUUGUGAUGUUUAUAAAGUUCAAGUACAUGCCAGUUGUGAGGAUACCUAUUCUACGCGCUACAAUGACCUAUUUCAAAGGCGCAACAUUCUGUCAACUAUUGGGGCAGUGAGUCUGAGUGUGUAGGAGUAUACAAAGAUGCUUAUAGAUGAGGCACACAAAAAGGUUCUUGCUAGGGUAGAUAUGGAAAAAAUAUCUUUAAAGCAUGCUUCUUCUACCUAUGGUAGCCGCACAUCCACAGGAAUCCCCACUCUAUGUGUUGCUCCCAUUCUCUUUGUGACUUCAAAUCCACAUGUGACGACUAUAAAGGCUCUAAUUUGUGUAAAGCCGAAGGGACGGCCACCUAUUCAUGUGAGACUCAAACCUGGGAAGGAGCAGAGAAUGAGUAAGACAAAGUACUCUAACUAUGGACUCAUAGGUCAUGACAAGCGUAAUUGUCCCUCUAUGCAUUGCAAAUGGAGGGCCAGUAUUGAGGGCACAAGUAACCCUCCAAGGGAGCACAAGUCAUUCAUACUACGCUUGGUUAUUACAACAUUUGGUCUUGUUGGAUUAUGGCGUCAAGGUGAGAUCUAGGAUGUUCAAGAGCUAUUGCUUGUAUUUGGAGGAGGAGAUUGGGCUUAAAUGUCGAGCGGCAUAGAUUGGCCUAUAGAAAGUACAACAACUAAGACAACAUGACUUUGGAGCAGCAUAGAUUGGCCUUAAAUAUUGUGGCAUCGCAAUUGUUUGAUAUUCUUUGUGUCAAAAAGUUUGGCAACUAAUUUGAGAGUCUAAACUUUAUUAAUAUGGGAAUGUAAUACCCUUUUCGUGAUGACAAGUGCUUGUUAAAGACUAUGCUAUCAAUUGAUAGUUAUGUAAAUUUAAAGAUGAUUUCAAUUUGUUAAA